AUGCCACCAAUUCGCGCCCAAUCGUCUCGAAAUUCUGCCGGAAAAGAGGGUAGGAUCUUAUUAGCCGUUAAAGAUAUCAAAGAUGGCCGUAUCAACUCUCUCCGCGCAGCAGCAAAGCUAUACGAUAUCCCCCAUACAACGCUGGCUACGCGCGUCAAUGGUGUACAAUCACGCGUCGAUAUACGUCCAAAUGGCCAUAAACUGACACAAUUAGAAGAGGAUUCACUUGUUGAAUGGAUAAUCUCUAUGGAUACGCGUGGAGCAGCGCCUAGGCCAGCUACUGUACGAGAGAUGGCUAAUAUACUACUAGCUGCGCGUGGUAGCUACCCUCCACCAACAGUUGGUAAAAAUUGGCCAUCAAGCUUCAUAAAUCGACGCGAAGAGAUUCGAUCACGCUUCUCUAGGCGUUACGACUAUCAACGCGCAUUAAACGAAGAUCCUAAAUCGCUACGAGAGUGGUUUGCGACCGUACAACGUGCUAUUGACGAUAACGGUAUCCAAAUGGAGGAUAUCUACAACUUCGAUGAGACAGGGUUUGCAAUGGGUCUUAUUUCAACACAGAAAGUGGUUACGCGGGCUGGAUACUACGGUCGGAGAGCUAUAUUACAACCAGGAAACCGCGAAUGGGUUACUGCUAUUGAAACUAUUUGUGCAGAUGGCUAUUCGCUACCGCCAUGUAUAGUUUUUAAAGGCCAAGUUGCUAUGGCUGGUUGGUUUGAUAAUCUACCAAAAGACUGGCGAUUUGAGGUCUCAAAUAAUGGCUGGACUACCGAUGAAAUUGGCCUACGUUGGCUACAGAAACUAUUCAUCCCAUGUACAAAUUCGCGCGUACAUGGCCGGUUUCGGCUAUUGAUUCUUGAUGGCCAUGGUAGCCAUCUUACGGCUAAAUUUGACCAAAUCUGCGCAGAAAACAAUAUUAUACCACUUUGUAUGCCUGCGCAUUCUUCGCAUUUAUUACAACCGCUUGAUGUUGGAUGUUUCGCAGUGCUUAAACGCGCAUACGGUCGCUUUAUAAGUGAUCUUGCGCGUGUAGGCUAUAACCACAUUGAUAAGUUUGAUUUUCUGGAUGACUACCAACGCGCAAGACUGGAAGUGUUCAAAAAGCCAAUUAUUAUUCAAAAUAGCUUUAUAGCUGCUGGCCUAGUGCCUAUUGAUCCAGAAAGAGUGCUUUCGAAGCUUAAUAUCUCUCUACGAACACCAACACCCCCAGGAAGCCGACCAAGCAGCAGAUCUAGCCAAUUUACACCAAAAACGCCGAGAACUGUCAUUCAACUACAAAAACAAGCUUCUAUGAUGAAAGAUCUAUUAAAACAACGGUCAAAUAGCCCACCAAGCCCAUCGAAGACUAUGUUAGAUCAAAUUAUCAAAGGUCACUAUAUAUCGCUACACAACACAGCGUUACUCGCACAGGAAAACGCAAAUUUACGUACAGCCAAUGAGAAAAAACGCCAAAAACGCAAUCGAUCAAAUAGGCAGAUACCCUGUGAUACUGGCCUAACGGUCGAAGAGGGCCUACAACUAGCUACGCAGCUAAAUUUACUAGAUGAAGCUACUCCGGUGGAUUCGAAUACACAGGGCAAAACGCCUAUUCAGCCAGGUCAGCCAGCCAAAAGGGCUCCGCCUCGGUGUAGUGGAUGUGGGAAUAUUGGCCAUAAGAUCAAUCGAUGUAUAAAUCGCGUUAUUUAG
This is a messenger RNA of Penicillium angulare, 1686 nucleotides long. RefSeq lists its product as uncharacterized. Gene Ontology annotation, cellular component: nucleus. Lineage: Eukaryota; Fungi; Ascomycota; Eurotiomycetes; Eurotiales; Aspergillaceae. The transcript has a single exon. The record is from RefSeq and is a predicted model, not a curated record. The coding region runs from base 1 to 1686 and encodes 561 amino acids. Gene Ontology annotation, molecular function: DNA binding.